This is a messenger RNA of Arachis stenosperma, 2417 nucleotides long. Its product is annotated as NADPH-dependent diflavin oxidoreductase 1. The record is from RefSeq and is a predicted model, not a curated record. Gene Ontology annotation, molecular function: flavin adenine dinucleotide binding; NADPH-hemoprotein reductase activity; FMN binding. NCBI's taxonomy places the organism in Eukaryota, Viridiplantae, Streptophyta, Magnoliopsida, Fabales, Fabaceae. The transcript is spliced from 12 exons. Bases 203 to 2080 code for a protein of 625 amino acids. Gene Ontology annotation, cellular component: cytosol.
AUGAAAAAAAUUAGCCUUGGAGUUUAGUGUGUGUUGAGAGUUGGGACUUGGGACUCGAGACUCGAGAGAGGUGAAUGCUGCGGCUGACGGCUGAUAACUUAGCAAGUUAGCAUAACCGGGUGCAUCUGAGCUGAGCUGAGCAUAGCAAGUCGUGGUUGGGUGGUGCUGCUGCUGUUUUGGAGAGCGUAGACAGUCCAAUCCAAUGGAAGAGCAGCACCGCAAGAAGCUUCUGGUUCUCUAUGCCUCACAGACUGGCAACGCUUUGGACGCAGCUGAACGCAUUGCUCGCGAAGCUGAACGAAGAUCAUGCCCCCUUACUCUCCUCUCUCUUGAUCAAUAUCAACCUAGUAUGUUGCCGCAUGAGGAGGCUGUGAUUUUUGUGGUUUCUACCACUGGCCAGGGUGAUACUCCUGACUCCAUGAAGGUCUUUUGGAAGUAUCUUCUUCAGAGAAGCCUAAGCCAGCAUUGGCUGAAAGGGACUCUUUAUGCUGUUUUCGGUUUGGGUGAUUCUAGUUAUCAGAAGUACAACUUUGUUGCAAAGAAGCUGGACAAAAGAUUAAUGGACCUUGGAGGAACAGCUAUCAUAGAAAGAGGCUUGGGGGAUGAUCAGCACCCUUCAGGCUAUGAGGGUUCUCUGGAUCCUUGGAUGUCUUCUCUGUGGGGAAUGUUGAAUAUCAUUAAACCAGAAUUCUUCCCAAAUGGUCCUGAUGUUGUGAUUCAGGACAAAGUAUUGAUUGAUCAACCCAAAGUCCAAAUCACAUAUCACAAUAUUGAAAAUGUUGAUUCAAGUUUUUCUACUGCAUCAGAUUUAACUAAUCUUGAUAUUCAAAUUGGGAGUGCACGUUCAAUGCAUCCUGGAAAAUUAUCUUCUGACAAAUGUAGGCCCGACUGCUUUCUCAAGAUGGUAAGGAAUCUCCCUUUGACCAGGCCAAAUGGUGGAAAAGAUGUCCGCCAUUUUGAAUUUGAAUCUGUUUCAAAUGCCAUUGAAUAUGAUACUGGGGAUGUCCUUGAAAUUCUCCCUGGUCAGGUGUCAGCUUCAGUUGAUGCUUUCAUACGACGUUGUAACUUGGAUCCUGAUUCAUUAAUCACAGUUAAUCCAAGACAAAUGGAUGGUUGUACCGAUAGUAACUCUAGAGUCCCUGUAAAAUUAAGAACUUUUGUUGAGUUCACAAUGGAUAUAGCUUCAGCUUCCCCUCGACGGUAUUUCUUUGAGGUUAUGAGUUUUUUUGCAACAGCUGAACAUGAGAGGGAAAGACUCCAGUAUUUUGCUUCACCUGAAGGAAGAGAUGACCUGUAUCAAUACAACCAGAAGGAAAGGAGAACAGUUCUUGAGGUAUUAGAGGAUUUUUCUUCUGUACAAAUGCCAUUUGAGUGGCUAGUGCAAUUGGUUCCUCCAUUGAAAAGAAGAGCAUUCUCCAUAUCUUCUUCUCACUUAGCACACCCGAAUCAAGUACACUUGACUGUGGAUGUGGUAUCAUGGACAACACCUUACAAGAAGAAGAAAAAAGGGCUAUGCUCCUCAUGGCUAGCUGCAUUAGAUCCUCAAGAUGUCACAUAUAUUCCAUCCUGGAUUCAUAAAGGUGGUCUUCCUACACCGCCACCAUCACUUCCCCUCGUACUAGUUGGACCUGGGACAGGAUGUGCACCUUUUCGCGGGUUUGUCGAGGAAAGAGCCUUGCAAAGUGAAACUAACUCAGUUGCUCCAAUUAUUUUCUUCUUUGGCUGUCGAAAUGAAGACAUUGACUUUUUGUACCGAGACUUUUGGUUCUCUCAUUCACAGAACAAUGGGGUACUUUCGGAAGCAAAGGGUGGAGGAUUCUAUGUUGCUUUCUCAAGAGACCAGCCGCAAAAGGUUUAUGUUCAGCACAAGAUGAGGGAACAAAGCCAGAGGAUAUGGAACCUGUUAGCCCAGGGUGCGGCUAUUUACAUAGCCGGUUCUUCUACCAAAAUGCCUGCAGAUGUAACGUCAGCUUUUGAGGACAUUGUAUCUAAAGAAAAUGAGGUUUCAAGGGAAGAUGCAGCUAGGUGGAUUAGGUCACUAGAAAAGCAUGGUAGAUUUCACGUUGAGGCAUGGUCUUAAAAAAAGCCUUAAGAGUCUUAGACGAAGUUUAAGGGAUAUCAAGAAUAUACCAAGUUUCUGUUCAUGAGGGGCUCACUUGCUGGUUUAGUUGAUAUUGGGCUAAUUUUUUUGUUAUGGAAGUAUAAGUGGUGAUAUACUUUAACAUUGUAAUUUUUGAUGUUUUUCAAAACUGUGGAAGUACACAAAUCGGAGGGUCCGAUUUCUGUAUCUCAAAUUUUUUUAACUUUUUUUAACACAAAUCGGACGGUCCGUCCGACUGUACCUCUCAUAAAUCGGACGGUCCGAUUUCUGUAUCUCUAAUAAAUCGGACAGUCCAAUUUCUACUUUUCUAGUUAAA